GCGGGUUCCUAGCGGCAGCCGCCCCUCCGCCACCUCCCUCUCCCUUCCUGCUCUUCCUCUCCGCCCACCGCGCUCCAGCCUCUCCGCCGCAGCCCGCGCUGUCCUCUGCCCCCCGGAGCCGCCUCGCCCGGCCCGCGCCCAGCCAUGGGGGACCUGCCGGGCCUCGUGCGCCUCUCCAUCGCGCUGCGCAUCCAGCCCAACGACGGCCCGGUCUUCUUCAAGGUGGACGGGCAGCGUUUUGGCCAGAACCGCACCAUCAAGCUGCUCACCGGCUCAUCCUACAAGGUGGAGGUGAAGAUUAAGCCCACCACGCUGCAGGUUGAGAACAUUUCCAUUGGUGGUGUGCUUGUCCCACUGGAGCUGAAGUCUAAAGAGCCUGAUGGAGACCGAAUUGUUUAUACUGGCACGUAUGACACCGAAGGUGUGGCCCCAACCAAGAGUGGAGAACGACAACCCAUCCAAAUCACCAUGCCGUUCACUGACAUUGGGACCUUCGAGACCAUGUGGCAAGUCAAGUUCUACAAUUACCACAAGCGAGAUCACUGCCAGUGGGGAAGCCCCUUCUCUGUCAUUGAGUAUGAAUGCAAGCCCAACGAGACACGCAGUCUCAUGUGGGUGAACAAGGAGUCCUUCCUCUGAAGAUGGCUCUUUCCGAUGUUGCUGGACAAUCUCUUCAGAAAUCUACUUUCAGUUAACCCAGCACAAGCCUUCACCAAGGCACACCACACUGUUGCCAUUUCCCAUUGGGUGCCAAUGACCUACUAGCCCUGAUUAUUUUGAAAGUGUAAUUCCCCUCUGAUGCAAUGUCCCUGACAUAAAAAUCCUGAUGUACCAUGCCCGAGAAGAUCCCUUUCUGUAUUCUGUGUUGGUGUUGCUGCAUCCAGUGGUUUCCGGGCAUGCUGUUGACCGCUUGUCAGGAGCUCAAUAGAAUUGGCAGGUGUGUCUCUUACUUAAGGGUUCCACUGAAAGACUGUGGUGUUUUGUUUCCAAGUUGAGUGAUUCCCCCUUUUUUGUUAAAUGUCUAAUAAAAAAUAACAAUAUGUGUGGGUUCUCUCUCUAGCGUAAUAUGAUAACAUGUAACUUGCAAUGUUUUCCAACUUUCAAAGCAGGCUUUGUGAAUAUGCUACAAACAGCAGGGAAUGGGACCCAAAUGUUGUGCUUCCUGUAAACAGCUUGGCUUUUGCAGGGAAGGAUAACAACAAAAUAAAAGGACAAAUACUUAAGGAGUAUUUGUAAUGUAUUAAAACUUUUUGAAGUAACCACAGUAGGAAUGGGACAAAGUAUUGCUUCGACCACUGUUAAGGAAGGUGACAGGAAUUAGAGGCUUGCCUCUUUGGUAAACUGUCGUAGUGUUCAAACAUGCAUAUUGAUGGCACCCCAGUGACCCCGUUACUUGAACUUUGUAAAACUGUGUAUGGAACUGUAAUCAACUUUUGAUAUUUCUUAAUAAAGGUAUUGAAAAUCAUG
Manis pentadactyla (Chinese pangolin) is the source of this 1467-nucleotide messenger RNA. RefSeq names its product cannabinoid receptor interacting protein 1 (gene CNRIP1). The coding region runs from base 145 to 639 and encodes 164 amino acids. The record is from RefSeq and is a predicted model, not a curated record. The transcript is spliced from 3 exons. Gene Ontology annotation, molecular function: type 1 cannabinoid receptor binding. Gene Ontology annotation, cellular component: plasma membrane. Lineage: Eukaryota; Metazoa; Chordata; Mammalia; Pholidota; Manidae. Gene Ontology annotation, biological process: negative regulation of signaling receptor activity.